Coregonus sp. 'balchen' is the source of this 19636-nucleotide messenger RNA. Lineage: Eukaryota; Metazoa; Chordata; Actinopteri; Salmoniformes; Salmonidae. The record is from the annotation of a GenBank genome assembly.
AUGCUCAGUCAUGCCAAGGUUAACUCUGUCAUUAAAGCUACACAAACAGGCCUGCGGGGGGAGCAUGGAGGACAAGGCAGCAGCAGCGGUAGCCAAGCCCAGAACAGUGCUCCUCAGUGGGGCUCUUAUCUCACUUUAUCCUGGGGCUCCCCUUGGGAGCUGGGGCUGAGGACAAACCCCACGAUGCAUGACUAUUUCAGGCCCAGCCAACACAGCAACUUUCACAACAACCCCGGUGUCUGGCCAGCUAGGACAAUCUUGAUGUACGACUGCAUCCAUGAGAGAGAGAGAGUGUGUGUGUGUGUGUUUAUUUGCGUGCGUGUAUUGAAAUUGAAAGUGGCUUGAUCUAUACUAUGCUCUAUAGCACAAGAGUGCAAUCGAAACAUGCAAGAGGUCAAUAGUUCAAGGAUCAUUGGGUUUGACCAAUUACAUUAAAAUCAAAUCAAAUUUUAUGUCAUAUGCCUCAUAAACAACGGGUGUAGACUAACAGUGAAAUGCCCUUCCCAACAAUGCAGAGAGAAAUAAUAUAAAAAUAAUAACACGAAGAAUAAAUACAUAAUGAGUAACAAUAACUUGGCUACAUACAUGGGGUACCAGUACCGAGUUGAUUAUUUAUUUAUUUUUUGUCAUUUAGCAGACGCUCUUAUCCAGAGCGACUUACAGGAGCAAUUAGGGUUAAGUGCCUUGCUUAAGGGCACAUCGACAGAUUUUUCACCUAGUCGGCUCGGAGAUUAGAACCAGCAACCUUUCGGUUACUGGCACAACGCUCUUACCCUCUAAGCUACCUGCCGCCCAGGGGUACGAGGUAAUUGAGGUAGAUAAUACACUGAGUAUACCAAAAGCACCCCCCCCCCGGGUGGGCAUCUAGCCUCGGUGGCGGCUCCGGUGCGGGAUGUAGACCCCACUCCGCCAUCUUCGGUGGCACCUCUGGUGCGGGGAUCGUCGCCGGAAGCUCCAGACCGUGGAUCGUCGCCAGAGGACCCGGACUGUGGAUCGUCGCCUGGCACUCCGAACCGUAGAUCGUCGCCGGAAGCUCCGGACCGUGGAUCGUUGCCGGAGGACCCGGACUGUGGAUCGUCGCCUGGCACUCCAAACCGUAGAUCGUCGCCGGAAGCUCCGGACCGUGGAUCGUCGCCGGAAGACCAGGACUGUAGAUCGUCACCUGGCACUCUGAACCGUAGAUCGUCGCCGGAAGCUCCGGACCGUAGAUCGUCGCCGGAAGCUCCGGACCGUGGAUCGUCGCCGGAGGACCCGGACUGUGGAUCGUCGCCUGGCACUCCGAACCGUAGAUCGUUGCCGGAAGCUCCGGACCGUGGAUCGUCACCAGAGGAACCGGACCGUGGGUCGUCACCGGACACUCCGGACCGUGGAUCGUCGCCGGUAGCUCCGGACCGUGGAUCGUCGCCAGAGACUUCGGACCGUCGAUCGUCGCCGGUAGCUCCGGACUGUGGAUCGUCGCCGGAGGAACCGGACCGUGGGUCGUCGCCGGAGACUCCGGACCGUCGCCGGAAGCUCCGGACCGUGGGUCAUCACCGGAGGAGCCGGACCGCCGACCGUCGCUGGAGACUCUGGACUGCCGACCGUCGCUGGAGACUCUGGACUGCCGACCGUUGCAGGAGACUCUGGACUGCCGACCGGCGCUGGAGACUCUGGACUGCAGAACGUCGCUGGAGGCUCUGGACUGCAGACCGUCGCAGGAAGCUCCGGGCCAUGGACCUUCACUGGAGGCUUCGUGCCAUGUAUCAUCACUGGAGGCUUCGUGCUAUGGAUCAUCACUGGAGGCUUCGUGCCAUGGAUCAUCACUGGAGGCUUCGUGCCAUGGAUCAUCACUGGAGGCUUCGUGCCAUGGAUCAUCACUGGAGGCUUCAUGCCAUGGACCUUCACUGGAGGCUUUGGGCCAUGGACCUUCACUGGGGCCUUCGGGCCAUGGAUCAUCACUGGAGCCCGGCAAGUGCGGGGCGCUGGCACAGGAUGCACUGGGCUGUGAAGGCGCACUGGCGACACAGUACGUAGAGCUGGCACAACCCGUCCUGGCUGGAUGCUCCCUUUAGCCCGGCAAGUGCGGGGCGCGGGCACAGGACGCACUGGGCUGUGAAGGCGCACUGGCGACACAGUGCGUAGAGCCGGCGCAGGAUAUACUGGACCGAGAAGGCGUACUGGAGACCAGGAGCGCUGAGCCGGCACAACCCGUCCUGGCUGGAUGCUCACUUUAGCCCGGCAAGUGCGGGUGCUGGCACCAAGCGCACCGGGCUGUGAAUGCGCACUGGAGACAGAGUGCGUGUCACCGCAUAACAGGGUGCCUGAACGGUCACACGCUCCUUAAAGUGAGUGCGGGGAGUUGGCUCUGGUCUGAAACCUGGCUCCGCCAACCACCCCGUGUGCCCCCCCAAAAAAAUAUUUGGGGCUGCCUCUCGGGCUUCCGUCGUGGUCGUUAACUACGGAGUCGCCGUUGAUCCUCCCUCGCUGCCUUCGUCUGCUCCCAUGGAAGGCGAUCCCUUCCUGCCUGGGUCUCCUCCUUCUCCCAGGGUCCCUUUCCGGCCAAUAUCUCCUUCCAGGUCCAGAAUGUCUUCCCCACCUGUGUUCAGGGUGUCUGUUCCUCCUGGCCACGCUGCUUGGUCCGUUUGUGGUGGGAUCUUCUGUCACGCUCGUGGAUUGACGGCUCGGACCAAGGUGCAGCGUGGUAGGCAAACAUUUUAAUUCAAUAAAUGAACACAGACCAAACAACAAUAAUACACACGAACGUAAAGUACUGCAGGCUACAAAGCCACUACACAAAACCAAGAUCCCACAAACUAAGGUGGGAAAACGGCUGCCUAAGUAUGAUCCCCAAUCAGAGACAACGAUGUGUGAUUGGGAACCAUACCCGGCCAACAAAGAAAUUGAAAAACUAGAAUGCCCACCCAAAUCACACCCUGACCUAACCAAAAUAGAGAAAUAAAAGGGAUCUCUAAGGUCAGGGUGUGACACAUAAUCCAUGUCUCAAUUGUCUUAAGGCUUAAAAAUCCUUCUUCAACCUGUCUUCUCCCCUUAAUCUACACUGAUUGAAGUGGAUUUAACAAUCAAAUAGGGAUCAUAGCUUUCACUUGGAUUCACCUUGUCAGUCUAUGUCAUGGAAAGAACUGUAAUGUUUUGUAUAGUCAGUGUAUGUACAUAUAGGUAGGGAUGAAGUGACUAGGCAACAGGAUAAGGCCUUCCUCUGACAAUCCCUGGUAUAGAGGUCCUGGAUGGCAGGGAGCUCGGCCCCAGUGAUGUACUGGGCAGUACGCACUACCCUCUGUAGCGCCUUGUGGUCGGAUGCCAAGCAGUUACCAUGCCAAGUGGUGAUGCAGCCAGUCAAGUUGCUCAUAAUGGAGCAGCUGUAUAACCUUUUGAGGAUCAGAGAGCCCAAAACAAAUAUUUUCAGCCUCCUGAGGGGGAAGAGGCAUUGUUAUGCCUUCUUCACGACUGUGUUGAUGUGUGUGGACCAUGAUAAUUCCUUAGUGAUGUGGACACCAAGGAACUUGAAGCUCUCAACCUGCUCCACUACAGCCCUGUUGAUUUGGAAGGGGAUGUGCUUGGCCCUCUGUUUCCUGUAGUCCACGAACAGCUCCUUUGUCUUGCUGACGUUGAGGGAGAGGUUGUUGUCCUGGCAUCACACUGCCAGGUCACUGACCUCCUCCCUAUAGGCUGUCUCAUCAUCAUCGGUGAUCAGGCCAAUCACCAUCGUGUCAUCAGCAAACUUAAUGAUGUGUUGGAGUCGUGUGCGGCCACACAGUAGUGGGUGAACAGGGAGUAAUAAUAAUAAUAAUAUGCCAUUUAGCAGACGGUUUUAUCCAAAGCGACUUACAGUCAUGUGUGCAUACAUUUUUACGUAUGGGUGGUCCCGGGGAUCGAACCCACUAACCUGGCGUUACAAGCGCCAUGCUCUACCAAUUGAGCUACAGAGGACCACAAGAGGGGACUAAGCACGCACCCCUGAGGGGCCCCCGUGUUGAGGGUCAGCAUGGCGGAUGUGUUGUUGCCUAGUGAGGCUACCUGGGGGUUGCUUGUCAGGAAGUCCAGGAUCCAGUUGCAGAGGAAGGUGUUCAGUCCCAUUGUCCUGAGCUUAGUGAUGAGCUUGGAGGGCAUUAUCGUGUUGAAUGCUGAGCUAUAGUCAAUGAACAGCAUUCUCACGUAGGUGUUCCUUUUUGUCCAGGUGGGAAAGGGCAGUGUGGAGUACAAUAGAGAUUGCAUCAUCUGUGGAUCUGUUGGGGCGGUAUGCGAAUUGGAGUGGGUCCAGGGUGUCUGGGAUGAUGGUGUUGAUGUGAGCCAUGACCAGCCUUUCAAAGCAUUUCAUUGCUACAGAUGUGAGUGCUACGUGGCGACAGUCAUUUAGACAGGUUACCUUAGCGUUAUUGGGCACAGGGACUAUGGUGGUUUGCUUGAAACAUGUAGGUAUUACAGACUGGGUCAGGAAAAGGAUGAAAAUGUCAGUGAAGACACUUGCCAGCUGGUCAGCGCAUACUCUGAGUAUGCGUCCUGGUAAUCCAUCUGGCCCCGUGGACUUGAUAACCUGUUUGAAGGUCUUACUCAGAGCAGCUAUGGAGCGCGAGAUCACACAGUCGUCCGGAACAGCUGGUGCUCUCAUGCAUUGUUCAGCAUUGCUUGCCUCGAAGCGUGCAUAGAAGGAAUUUAUCUUGUCUGGUAGGUUCGCGUCACUGGACAGCUCGCGGCUGGUUUUCCCUUUGUAAUCCGUGAUCAUUUGCAAGCCCUGCCACAACCGACGAGCAUCAGAGCCGUUAUAGUAGGAUUCGAUCUUAGUCCUGUAUUGACGUUUUGAUUGUUUGAUGGCUUGUCGGAGGUCGUAGCGGGAUUUCUUAUAAGUGUCCGGAUUAGUGUCCCACUCCUUUAAAGUGGCAGCUCUAGCCUUUAGCUCGGUGCAGAUGUUGCCUGUAAUCCAUGGAUUCUGGUUGGGAUAUGUGGGGCCGAUACUGUGAGGACGAAGUCGUCAAUGCACUUAUUAAUGAAGCUGGUGACUGGUAAACUCCUCAAUUUUAUUGGUUGAUCCCGGUACAUAUUACAGUCUGUGCUAGUGAAAUAGUCCUGUAGCUUAGUAUCCGCUUCAUCGGACCACUUUCAUAUUGAGCGCAUCACUGGUACUUCCUGUUUGAGUUUUUGCUUGUAAGCAGGAAUCAGGAGGAUAGAGUUAUGGUCAAAUUUGCCAAAUGGACAGCGAGGGAGAGCUUUGUAUGCAUUUCUGUGUGUGGAAUAAAGGUUAUCUACAGUUAUUUCGCCUUUACUUGCACAGGUGACAUGCUGGUAAAAAUGAGGUAAAACAGUUUCGCUGCAUUAAAAUCACUGGCCACUAAGAGCGCUGCCUCUGGAUGUGCAUUUUCUUUUUUGCUUAUGGCCCUAUACAGCUCGUUGAGUGCAGUGUUACUGCCAGCAUUGGUUUGUGCUGGUAAAUAGACAGCUACGAAAAAAAUUAAUGAAAACUCUCUUGGUAAAUAGUAUGGUCUGCAGUUUAUCAUAAGGUAGAUCAGCUUUAAUAUUGCAGAUAGAUUGUAGGUUGUAUCAAUUAAAUUGAAUGCAUCAUUUUCUAAUCCCCCUCAUUUAAAAAAUGUUUUAUUCUCUAUACGUUUUACCCCCUUACCCUACCAUCCCUACCCACAUUGGAAUAAACUAAUGGACAACAAUACUUCUACUGCUACUUACAGCUAUUUCAUUCACAUCUAUGGUACCUGUAGUUAAAUAAUUCUACAUUGAUUCCUAAUUUCCUCUUUCUUCAAGUGCUGGAUUUUCACCCACAGCGGCCAAUCCACCAUUAAUUCUGAUCUUAACUCCAACCCCUCCGAUGUCCACAGGUUAACCCAUCUUUCCCAUUAUCAUGCCAUUUCUGUAUUUCCUUUUGCAAUACAUCCCUCAAUUUUACUAUGAUGCCUUACGAAGGUCCUACGAGGGUCCUGAACGUUUCUACUGAUAUUACUCUAAAAAUAAAUAGUUUACCCAAGUAUAAUGAUAUUUCCCGCACCAGCCUUAACCUUACCCGAAGCUGCUGUUCGGUCUUGACGUUGCAUAGAAAAACCUAGAGCUAGAAUGUAUAUUAUCCAUAUCCUUGUUCAGCCAAGACACAGAGAAACAUAGGAUAUUACAGUUAUUCAGGUCCCGUUGAUAGGAUAGUUUCGAACUGAGCUCGUCCAGUUUGUUCUCUAGUGAUUGUAAUUUUGCCAAUAGAACGGAGGGUAGAAGUGGUCUAUUUAGUCAUCGACGUAGUCUCAUCAGGGAGACCGCUCGUUUGCCUCUCUUGCUCUUCCUCUUUUGAGUCCCGGGGAUUAGGGCCUGGUCCGGGAUGAGCAGUACAUCCACAGCUGUCGACUUGUUAAAGUAGACAUUUUCAUUCAAAUCUAGGUUAGUGAUCACUGUUCUGAUGUCCAGAAGCUGUUUUUGGUCAUAGGAAAUUAUGGCGGAAAUAUUAUGUACAAAAAAAGUUGAGCUCAGCGUAAAAUAAACACACAAAAUGGCAGAAUUGGCCUUCUCUGCAGGCCAUUCCUUUGCACAGGAUGGAAGUACUUGUGUGUAGAGUGGCUGGCGUUACAUAAAUGGUGUCAAUAACAGCUGUUCUCUUAUCAGCUACACAGUGAUUACCGUACAGGUAAUGAGAGAGAGGCCGUCCUCAUUUGUCAUGCUUUGUGGUAGGGGGCGGCCAUGCAAGACCGAUAGAGCCAUCUCACUGUCUGAAGAUACAAUGCUAGAGGAGUUCCUGGGUCCACGCAGGAGGGGAGAGUGUGUGUGUGUGUGUGUGGGGUGUGGGGGGGGGGGGGGGGGGGGGGGGGUUACUGGUAUAGUUGUUCAUAUUUCUACAAUUAAGCAAAAAUACAAUGAGUGGCCAAUUGCAUAUAACAACAUUACAUUUACAUUUUAGUCAUUUAGCAGACACUCUUAUCCAGAGCGACUUACAGUUAGUGAGAGCAUACCUUUUUAAAAAACAUUUUCUUCAAAUUUUUUCAUUUCAUUUAUAUUUUUCUUUCCUUUUUCCUUUUUUAUACUUUUUUAUACUAUUUUUUAAUACUGGCCCCCCGUGGGAAUUGAACCCACAACCCUGGCGUUGCAAGCGCUAUGCUCUACCAACUGAGCUACACGGGGCCCAACAUAUCUGGGUUAUUGUUGCAACUCUGCCAGUGUUAGUGAGAAGUCAAUGUAAAACUGACUUCACAUGAUGCACAUAAAUUCACUCUGGCCAUCUACUCCGAUUUCAGAGCACUCUCGUCUCAGUGUGCAAGAGUGCAGAAUAACUGAUUAAUUUACAAACGCUCAACACCUGUUGAAUAUGGCCGGUGUUUGUAAGCGUUGGCAAAAAAAGCGUAAUUACAUUGUUUUUACAUUUGAAUUUACGAACACACCCAUAAUGUUUGAAUUUAGAACGUUUGGUUGAUUAGAGCGACUUGUGGAUUUGAAAUCCAUUCUAUUUCAUUACCAUGGUGAUUCUAUUGAUAAGAAUACAAUAACAUUUGAAUAGGAUGAUAUCACAAUCUAAAAGAGCAACUUUAGUAGAAUUUAGAGUGUUAUAAUGUUUGGAUGUUAGGCACCAAUGUUGAUUAGUAACUAAGUUUUGGUGGCAACAACCCCAAGACUAGACUAGACUAGACUUGCUUCUGCUAUCCAAGAUGAUACAUUUUUGUUAAAUGAGUCCAGACCAUAGAUGGCACAGGGACAUCAGUACUUUCCUGCAAGGCUAUCAAAUAUCAUCAUCAAUGGUAGGAAUCAGACAGAGGAUUCUUUGCUUACUUUUGUGUAUUUCUCAACAUUCCAUGUUUAGAAUGUUCUUAAAUGUGAUUGUUAUGCAACAGGACAGUUACCCCGUGCUGCCCUAAAACCAAGGCAUGUUGCCUGUUAAUUAUCUAUAGGCUAUGUUUCAACUUGUCAAUUUCAAAGUUGUAUUUUCUAACAACAGUUUGAAUUGAGGUAUGUUCCGCCUCCUCGUUAAUUCACAUAAGAAGUAACCCAUUUCACUGUUGCGGACAAUUUAUGUUUGAGGCUUUACUGAGCGGACAAACUUCUCUCUUCAACAAGAGCCCAAGCACUUCCACAGUGUUUCCACAGAUCAAGUAUGAAGACAUUGCACAUCUCUAGUCAGCACAGGCCUUGCACAAACGUUUUCCCCCAGCACAUUUUCUGGCUGGAGUCCGCAUUUUCCUUACAAAUUGGACUUUGGACAUGUGUGCGUUCCUAUCAAAGUAUGUGGCUUAUUUUCUGUAUAUCGUGUUGUCGUUUCUGCUGUAGCACACCAUAUGUACAGUGGGGAAAAAAAGUAUUUAGUCAGCCACCAAUUGUGCAAGUUCUCCCACUUAAAAAGAUGAGAGAGGCCUGUAAUUUUCAUCAUAGGUACACGUCAACUAUGACAGACAAAUUGAGGAAAAAAAAUCCAGAAAAUCACAUUGUAGGAUUUUUUAUGAAUUUAUUUGCAAAUUAUGGUGGAAAAUAAGUAUUUGGUCAAUAACAAAAGUUUCUCAAUAAUUUGUUAUAUACCCUUUGUUGGCAAUGACACAGGUCAAACGUUUUCUGUAAGUCUUCACAAGGUUUUCACACACUGUUGCUGGUAUUUUGGCCCAUUCCUCCAUGCAGAUCUCCUCUAGAGCAUUGACGUUUUGGGGCUGUCGCUGGGCAACACAGACUUUCAACUCCCUCCAAAGAUUUUCUAUGGGGUUGAGAUCUGGAGACUGGCUAGGCCACUCCAGGACCUUGAAAUGCUUCUUACGAAGCCACUCCUUCGUUGCCUGGGCGUUGUGUUUGGGAUCAUUGUCAUGCUGAAAGACCCAGCCACGUUUCAUCUUCAAUGCCCUUGCUGAUGGAAGGAGGUUUUCACUCAAAAUCUCAUGGCCCCAUUCAUUCUUUCCUUUACACGGAUCAGUCGUCCUGGUCCCUUUGCAGAAAAACAGCCCCAAAGCAUGAUGUUUCCACCCCCAUGCUUCACAGUAGGUAUGGUGUUCUUUGGAUGCAACUCAGCAUUCUUUGUCCUCCAAACACGACGAGUUGAGUUUUUACCAAAAAGUUCUAUUUUGCUUUCAUCUGACCAUAUGACAUUCUCCCAAUCCUCUUCUGGAUCAUCCAAAUGCACUCUAUCAAACUUCAGACGGGCCUGGACAUGUACUGGCUUAAGCAGGGGGACACGUCUGGCACUGCAGGAUUUGAGUCCCUGGCGGCGUAGUGUGUUACUGAUGGUAGGCUUUGUUACUUUGGUCCCAGCUCUCUGCAGGUCAUUCACUAGGUCCCCCCGUGUGGUUCUGGGAUUUUUGCUCACCGUUCUUGUGAUCAUUUUGACCCCACGGGGUGAGAUCUUGCGUGGAGCCCCAGAUCGAGGGAGAUUAUCAGUGGUCUUGUAUGUCUUCCAUUUCCUAAUAAUUGCUCCCACAGUUGAUUUCUUCAAACCAAGCUGCUUACCUAUUGCAGAUUCAGUCUUCCCAGCCUGGUGCAGGUCUACAAUUUUGUUUCUGGUGUCCGUUUUUUGUUUUUGUUUUGUUUUUUAGUCAUUUAGCAGACGCUCUUAUCCAGAGCGACUUACAGUUAGUGAAUGGAUACCUUUUUUUUUUUCUUUUUUUUUUUUUUCCUGUGGGUAGGAAACCUUUGACAGCUCUUUGGUCUUGGCCAUAGUGGAGUUUGGAGUGUGACUGUUUGAGGUUGUGGACAGGUGUCUUUUAUACUGAUAACAAGUUCAAACAGGUGCCAUUAAUACAGCUAACGAGUGGAGGACAGAGGAGCCUCUUAAAGAAGAAGUUACAGGUCUGUGAGAGCCAGAAAUCUUGCUUGUUUGUAGGUGACCAAAUACUUAUUUUCCACCAUAAUUUGCAAAUAAAUUCAUUACAAAUCCUACAAUGUGAUUCUCUGGAUUUUUUUUCUCUCAAUUUGUCUGUCAUAGUUGACGUGUACCUAUGAUGAAAAUUACAGGCCUCUCUCAUCUUUUUAAGUGGGAGAACUUGCACAAAUGGUGGCUGACUAAAUACUUUUUUUCCCCACUGUAUGUUGGCGCCAUGUUUGUUGACAUCAUACAAUGCAUUCUGGUUGUCACGUAAGCGUCUGUCAGACCAAACAUUUUAUAACAAGGUAGAGUUCCAUCGACUGACUUAUGGUGCUUUCAAGACAACUGUGAACUCGGUAAAAUCAUGACGUCAAUGAUCUUCAUGUUGGAAAGUCGGAGCUCUAGAAAGAGGCCUGUUCCCGAGAUGGAAUUCCAAGUUGGAUGACCGUUCUAAACUAUUUUUACCUGUUGGACCUCGUUUUUUCCCGAGUUCCCACUUGUCUUGAACGCACUGAAGUCGGAAGUCAGAGAUUUCCCAGUUCCCAGUUGUUUUGAACACGGCAUCAGAUGGUAACUUUGGUAUCUCAGGGUUGCUAGCUCAGACCCCCCUUUCCAGGGGUUUUAUUUCCAUUUAGCAUAUAAACUUCUCUUAUGUUUGCCCCCCAUUUAUUGAUAAAUCCCCCAUCAUAGUAAUAUUUCCUGCAUCAUAUCCCCCCAUGAUACCUUUCCCCAUUUCUACCACCAUGGACUUGAAAACCCCACACAAAUUAAAUGAACCCCCCCAUAAACCCCCCCAAAAUGGUUUCAUCCCUGUUUAGCUUUCGCGCUAUGGUUAGGCUAGGCAGUAGGCUUAUAUUUGGUGUGAUGAUCUGUGAGGUGAAAACAUUUGAUUUGCUUUGUGAUUUGUCAAAAACGGUAAACGACUUGUCAAGUGAUGUGCUCCGGUUCUUGUAUACACUGUAACAAGUACAUUGACGAUUUGUAAUAUGCUGAAAAGUGGAUAAACUAAGUUCAUAUUUUUCAGGCAAUGAGCGCAGCCAUCUUUGACUUUGUUUAUUUGCGUCUUAUAGUGAAUGGCAUUCUGGGAUUGUGAGUUUUCACCAAGUCAAACAUAAACAAACAUGGCUGCCAUCAUAAAGAAUUUAGCUGUUGUUAGCUUAGCUGACACACAUUUAUUUUCCAAACAACAUUACAUUAGCCUCUUAAGCUCACCAGAGAUGUGGUACAUUGUAAACUAUUCUAGCUGUUAGGUCACUAAUUUAUGUUUUGUUUUUUGUCAGCACAACCUGUAAUUUAGACUGGUUUAUGGAAUGAGUUUGGCUGUGGAUGUGUUCCAUGUGAUGAAGUUCGCAUUUAUCUUUUACAAUAAAAGGUCAAAUUGAGGAAUAAAGUUUAAGACCUGUAUUUUCAAUCAGUACAAAAAAAUAUUUAGAUGCUGUUCAGACAACAAUGCUGUUUAGACGCGCUUGUUGCGUCUUACGUUCUGUUGCUACUGUUCCAAUUACAUAUUUGAGAUCGUACGCUGCAGGGACCACUCAACAAUGAUCACAAAUACGUGAUCAUACGCGUCAAAGGGUUAAACGUUCAGAGAACGGAAGUGAACAUUUUGCCUGUUCUGGGAACAUUCAUAUUUAGGUUGCAGGGAGGUUCUGAGAACAUUUUAUUAUGGUUCCCUGAAGGUUUUCCUGGGAGAUUUUAUAACAUUCGGAGAACGUAAAUUAUAGGUUAUAAGUCACAAAGUGCCUCCGUGACUGAAUAAGAUGACUGGAUGUAUUUCACACAUAUUGAAACACAUAGACAAGCAGAGAUUAAACCAUGGGUGGAAUUAGGGACGGGAUGCCCAGACAUUCUGUAGUUUAGUUUUUGUUUGAGUUUUAUAAUUUCACUGUGAUACAAAAAGCAGCGCCGGCGUGCUUUAGGACCAUACGGACGCCUCUGGAGGCUGUUUAGCAGUUUUAGAGGGCUGUAUUUAGGACCACAUGGACACAUUGGAGUGUGCAGGGAGGCUGGGUGAAUGGCUGUACGAAUGCAAAGAAUACGGCAAAAGGACGGCCAGGUUGUGUCCCCCACACUUCUAAAACAAGUUCCGCACCUGGAUUACACAUCUGGUUUAGUAGUCCAGAGAUUGCUCUAUUUGUAAAAUAAAGACAGAGAUGCACCUCAAAUACUCUCACACAGACAUGCACACCCACAAGGAAAACAUCUGCUUCAUAAUUUGGGCCUGGAGUCGGAGUGUGUGAAACGUACAGAGAAACUAAAAGAAACAGAGUGAUACAGAUUUAAAUGGGGGGAUGGGUUUCAAUGAUGGGUUUCAAUGAUGGGUUUCGAUGAUGGGUUUCAAUGAUGGGUUUCAAUGAUGGGUUUCAAUGAUGGGUUUCAAUGAUGGGUUUCGAUGAUGGGUUUCGAUGAUGGUUUUCAUGACUCAUUAACUGUUAAUGUUCAAUUUUGAUCCUCUGUAUCUUCAUGCUAUCUAAAGAGGAGAUAGAUGAUAUCCCUAAGAUCAAGGCUUUCCCUGAGUACUAAUCUUGGGUGAUGUUUUGCUUAUUCCCCUCUGAAAUGAUUAGGGUUAGAAUGGAGGUUAGAAAAACUGGUCCUAGAUCUGGGCCUACUGUAGGCAACUUAUAUCUCAAACCCAUUUAAGAUAAGUUGAGACGGAAGUAUGAAGGUGUAUUACUUGGGUCAGGCAGACAUUUUCUCUUAUCAUCCUCUCUGUUGAAUAAGAGGCCUGUCAGAAGGAAACAUGUUCCCAUAAUAAGAUGUCAGUCAACCAUCCACCUCUUACACUAGGGGAACAAACAGACACUGCCCGGGGACCGUCUCUGACAAUGACAAGGCCCUUCUUCAUUCUGCACUACACCAAGUUGUAAUGGCAAGCUAAGCACUGGUGUAACAAAGGGGACUUGAGGUCAAGAAAUUUAGCCAAAGAAGAGUUUGGAGAGAUGCAGGUGUCAAUGUCUUGUGACGAGUGUGAAUUAGCGAUCCCCACAAUGUAUAGUAGCUUUGGUCGUUAUGAAAAAUAUUAUCUCAUAGGAACAGAAACAGAUUGCUUCUUACCCUCGGUAACAGAAGCAAAAGUUGAUAUAGUCUGUUCUGAUUGGCUCCAAUAACUCCAAAAACGGCACAACACUGUGCUUACUUCCUCAUACUCCGCUGCUGGAUAGUCCAAUGUGAUAUCAGCAGUUAACAAGAAAGGGAAAGCUGCAGUUUGACUGUGCGCCAGGAAAAAACUGUCUGCAUUGCUAAGAGGAGAUAAAACAGACAUCUAAACUAUUACUUAAAAAAUUAUCCUGAAGCAAAUAAUAGGUAUUCUAACACCCUUGUAACACCCAUGUUUAGAACAAGGGUGUCAAACGUGCCUGUGUCCAUUUGCAGUCCAACAUGUGACUCCAUAUGGCACCCAACACUAGCCUCUUUGAUUGUUCGAAAAUAUGUUUAUUGGUUGCUGUCGACUUUAUUGCCAAUGUGCAUCCCUCUUGACAUUUACAGAGAUAAACCCUCAGGCAAGAUGACUGCUUUCGACCAUGGCCAACAUCAUCUAAUCACAAAGAGACUAGUAUGGUACCGGCUUGCUGGAUAUCCUGGUGUAUCAGUCAGCGGGUCAAAAAUCACAUCACAACUUCAUUUAACUCUGAACACUAUUACAGACUCCAUUGGUUUUACUGUAAACUCAAAGUCAAUGUUCCAUUGGUGCCAAGCUGGAGAACUCACUUCCCCACAAGGCCAUUGAGGCUCUAUUGAAGCUCCAUUUCACUCCAGUUAUCAAGGACACAGAGAGAGGGAGAGGCAAUCAGAGGAAAUUGCCUUCUCUUUGUUGGAGAUUCGGGGAAGUGUUAAUGGAAUCAAGGUUAGAGGAAACGGGCGCUACGGGCGACGUUCUCCUUGAAAUUGGAGACGGACGACAAGCGACACCAUCACCGCCCACCAAUCAGAGAGGCCGUUCAAUCUCAUCGCGGUUGGGAAUGAGAUGGUCUGAUAGUGACGUGUGAGAGCGGACUCAGAUACUCAAAUACUGUGAUGAAUCAAUGGCAUACAGUUGACCUCUUUCAGAUGUGUACUCACACACACAAGGGUUCUUCAUAACCCAGCCGAGAGCGGCAAUUGUAAGUGUCUCCAUCAAUCCCUAGAUUAGACAAAGAGAGAUGUGACUGGAAGUCAUGAUGAGCGGAUGAUUCAGACAGACAGGACGUGGGAAACUGUGAUACAUGACAGCCAGUGCCAUGGAGAGAUAAUUGGUGGGCGUACAUAAUGGCAAACAACAUGCCUUAUCAUCGGCCACAGAACAUCCUGUUUUUUUAUGUCAACAGACUUUACUCCGAUGCCUUUCUGUGAGACACAAAGGCCUGGUUCGUAUUCAUUAUAGCACACCAUAGAAAAAUGUUUUGCAAAUUACAACAGAAGUAAGCCUUUGUUAUUGGACAAGUCCAGGUAGCCCCUCCCUGUUUCAGUCCGUUUGGUGCCUAAUGAAUACGACCCUGGAGACUGGUAGAGGGAGGGGCUGUUUAAUUGGCACUCAGCAGGGUAGGGAACAAGGAAGCAGUGAUGUCACCCAGGCAUGUCUGUCACAGUGAGACCAAGGGGACAGCUCUAAGCCCUCCCUGACUGUCACCUCAGUGGUGGUGAUGGUGCCAUCCAUCCCCCCGCCAACUCUGCCCAAUACAACGGUCCUCAUCCACAGCGUGCAUCUGUGACCUCCAACAAUAACAAAGAGUGACACUGUUCUCUCCAAUGAAAAGACUCCGUCCAUGUCUGUCUGUGAAUGCGUAAACCCCUCCCUUCUCCAUCCCAGAAUCCUUUGCUCUAAUAACUAGGUUGUCAUUCACCCUAUUGGGUGUCAACUCUGCUUUGAGACUUUGAGGCCUCCCCUAUUGCUGUUUUGGGUUUUUUGAGGGGUACGCUAUCGUUCCACCAAGCUGCCCAAAAACAAUGGCUCUCUUUGUUUUUCUUUGGGGGUCUUCAUCUAUGGGGCGCUGGGCAGGGAGGGGGGUUAGGAUUCUGUCUCUGACUUGAACAAAACAAAAGGCAGACUUUUUCAUUCAUACCCCAUACCACCCAGUAAUGUCUUUAUAGUGAAGCACAAAGAAUGUGAUAGUGCUUUACAGAAGACAGACUGAGGCUCAUGGUGUUAUUACCUUCUCUUCUCUCUCAGAGCACAGAUCACUAGAGUCUCAUGUUUACUUUUUUCUCCCAAAUAUUAUUUCAACCGCCCCCAGCUCCUUCAUCCUCAUCCCCUCCUCUCCCUCUCUCACUCUCUAUUUAUCUCUCAAGGUGGGAGACACUGUCUUAUACCUUUGCAACGAUUCCCAUACUACAGCAUCUCUCUCUGCUAUGUGGAUGUCUCUUUCUGAGAUAGAUAUAGAAUGUCAACUUUAUUAUGUAUUUACACAUAUAGUUAAUGCAUAAUUUGUGCUACGGGUGGAAAGGGGGAUGACAGAGAGCCCAUACACACACACAAACCCAUACAUCAUACUAAUGAGAUACAUUUGUAUACAGGUACUAUACAGUCCUAACCUACACUGUGUGCACUGAACACACUGACAUACCUUAACCAAAGGAUAUACACACACACACACACACUUAUGCGCUUACACAAAAACACUCUUAACUAAUGACUCAAGUGAUUCCAUUUGACAGACGCACGCAAUUAAAUUCGCAAUGAGAUAUGAUCCUCUAAGCAGAACAAGGAUCCAGAAGAAAAACACCCUUCAAAAGACAAGACAGACAGCCUGCAUUAUGAAAGAUUAAACAAUAAAUCAUCACUAAUCAUCAGACAUCCUAAUUACACUUGAACUGCGUCCCAAAUGGCACCCUAUUCCCUACCUGGUGCACUAGUCUUAACUAGAACCCUAUGGGCCCUGGUCAACAGUAGCACACUAUGUAGGGAAUAAGGGGCCAUUUGGCACACAGACUUGGAAAUGUAGCAUUACUGAGUACCUAGCCUGGCUAGACUAAGACCCAUCCAGCCACAGAGACAAAGUGAAUCAACAUUCGUUCCCUGCUCCUCUACACACGCCUUCUUUGCCUCGCCGGCGUCCUCGUCUAGCUGAGCGUGCCAUCCCUGUGCGCAUCAACAAGCAAAUAGGCCACCAGCCUACUGCAGUAAUUGGGGAAAGAGAUUGGUCAGAUUGUGGGGAGGACACCCAGCUCGGGUGGCGCCACAAUGUAAUCAGAUGGGGUCUCCAUAUAGUCUGAUGUGUCCAUUGUAGAUGCAUAGACAGUCGUUAGACUCGUCACUCAUGUCUACUUUCCACUAGCAUGCCUGGUGUUUCCCUUCACUAUAGCUUAAGGGGGUGAGCUUACAUACCUGAGCCACAUUAAAGACUGUAUCCCCCUACGGUAUCAGUCAAGCUUUCUGGGUAUCUGGUGGAAAUAGCAUAACCGACAUCUGACAGCCAGACCACUUAAUGUGAGUGUUAUGACGUGAUAAGAUUGCUGAACAAUCCCAUCACUAGUCAGAGUACAUGGGUAGAAUGUAGUGGCAAAAAGACUGUAGGUCUAUAUUUACAUUUUACAUUUUAGUCAUUUAGCAGACGCUCUUAUCCAGAGCGACUUACAGUUAGUGAGUGCAUACAUUUUUCAUACUGCAUAUAUACUGCAUAUAUGCAUAGUCCAGGGCGUUGCACGCAUUAGUUCCAUUUAAAAUAUAUCGUCACAGUUACGGUUUGUGAUCUGAAGGUCAUCCAAAACAGCACUGAUGUUCGUAAUUUGCAUUGUAGAUGCGCUCGGGCAAACUUGGAUCUUUACGAGUUACAACGAGCUAUGUGAUGGGGGAAAUUAGAUACACCUACUAUUUCUUACAACUUACUAUCUAAGAACCAAUUCACAGCUGUAGUAAUUCAUGAGCUGCACAUAAAUCUCCUGCUGAACUCAGUGUCCUCUGAGGAUUCCAAUAUCCACACGGCAACAGGAGUCGGUCUAUAUGCCGGUGUAGUAAUCCAUCGUGGUGCGCUACCUCAUUAAAAUAAAUCCCGGGAAUGAGAAACACAGCAUGCUCAUCCCCCCGAACAGCCAAAUGUUCUCCCAGCAAUGUCAGCCCACGGUAGGACACAAACCAAAGCGACCAGUGCUCACCAUCACUCUCACUCCUGCAUGCCUUGAUUAAUCCAUUAGGAAUUUGUCAUCGUUGCUCUCUGUGGCAUUUCCAGCUCGGGACCAGUCAGACACAGUGUGCCACUCUAUUGAAAAGGAUGCCUUUCCAAGACCAGACAAUGCAGAUUUCUUUAGUCGAGCAGUAGCAAAAAAUAAAUACAAUUAAUGGUGUACAAGACACCUGUCUGAUUCGCGCCUGUCUGAGUGGACUAAUCCAUUGUGGAGGCCGUGGGAAUGGCACAGUCCAUCACUCUAAGACAUGUACUUCUGAAAUUGUAUAUGGUUAAGGACAAUGGCACAACACUAACACAAACAAUAUGAUUUUAUAACAAAUGCGCUUUCUUCCCGCGUUUGAUAGUGGUCGCAUCAAUGUACUUUUGAAUUGGCCGCCUUUUCCUAGACCAUGUUGCUAUGUGCAUAAUAGCAAAGUUAACCAGCAUAUUGGUGUUAAGAACAAUGCGGCGGAGGCAACAGAGGAGUUAGGAGAUGAGAAAACAGCCCUUGCCUUAAUUGCCUAAGAAAAGUGAGAGAGGAAACCCCAACUUAAUUAGGUCUAUAAUCAACAGCCUAACUGUUAAAUGUGCCUGGCUUUAUAAAUCAUCCAUAUAUACAGUUGAAGUCGGAAGUUUACAUACACUUAGGUUGGAGUCAUUAAAACUUGAUUUUUCAGCCACUCCACAAAUUUCUUGUUAACAAACUAUAGCUUUGGCAAGUCGGUUAGGACAUCUACUUUGUGCAUGACACAAGUAAUUUUUCCAACAAUUGUUUACAGACAGAUUAUUUCACUUAUAAUUCACUGUAUCACAAUUCCAGUGGGUCAGAAGUUUACAAACACUAAGUUGAUUGUGCCUUUAAACAGCUUGGAAAAUUCCAGAAAAUUAUGUCAUGGCUUUAGAAGCUUCUGAUAGGCUAAUUGACAUCAUUCGAGUCAAUUGGAAAUGUGUACCUGUGAAUGUAUUUCAAGGCCUACCUUCAAACUCAGUGCCUCUUUGCUUCACAUCAUGGGAAAAUCAAAAGAAAUCAGCCAAGACCUCAGAAAAAGAAUUGUAGACCUCCACAAGUCUGGUUCAUCCUUGGGAGCAAUUUCCAAACACCUGAAGGUACCACGUUCAUCUGUACAAACAAUAGUACACAAGUAUAAACACCAUGGGACCACGCAGCCGUCAUACCGCUCAUGAAGGAGACGCGUUCUGUCUCCUAGAGAUGAAUGUACUUUGGUGCGAAAAGUGCAAAUCAAUCCCAGAACAACAGCAAAGGACCUUGUGAAGAUGCUGGAGGAAACAGGUACAAAAGUAUCUAUAUCCACAGUAAAACGAGUCCUAUAUCGACAUAACCUGAAAGGCCGCCCAGCAAGGAAGAAGCCACUGCUCCAAAACCGCCAUAAAAAAGCUAGACUACGGUUUGCAACUGCACAUGGGGACAAAGAUCAUACUUCUUGGAGAAACGUCCUCUGGUCUGAUGAAACAAAAAUAGAACUGUUUGGCCAUAAUGACCAUCGUUAUGUUUGGAGAAAAAAGGGGGUGGCUUGCAAGCCGAAGAACACCAUCCCAACCGUGAAGCACGGGGGUGGCAGCAUCAUGCUUUGGGGGUGCUUUGCUGCAGGAGGGACUAGUGCACUUCACAAAAUAGAUGGCAUCAUGAGGAAGGAAAAUUAUGUGGAUAUAUUGAAGCAACAUCUCAAGACAUCGGUCAUGAAGUUAAAGCUUGGUCUUCCAAAUGGACAAUGACCCCAAGCAUACUUCCAAAGUUGUGGCAAAAUGGCUUAAGGACAACAAAGUCAAGGUAUUGGAGUGGCCAUCACAAAGCCCUGACCUCAAUCCUAUAGAAAAUGUGUGGGCAGAACUGAAAAAGUGUGUGCAAGCAAGGAGGCCUACAAACCUGACUCAGUUACACCAGCUCUGUCAGGAGGAAUGGGCCAAAAUUCACUUAUUGUGGGAAGCUUGUGGAAUGCUACCCGAAAACGUUGAGUGUAUGUAAACUUCUAACCCACUGGGAAUGUGAUGAAAGGCUUACACUUAGAGUCCUGUUCUCUAAAGCUAGGCUAGCCCUGUUAGCGUCCCACCUUCAACCUAGGUUAAAUCUGUAUCAGAGCCUCAUUCUCAACCUAGGCAAGCUAUAGGCUUCCCUACUGUAGAUAUCUCCUUCCCUCAAUCUAUAGGCUAGUCUUGUUGUCCUGCUCUCUAAAGCUAGGCAAUCCCUGUUAGCAUCCCCCCCUUAGUUCCAGUGGGAAGCUGAGCUCAACGCAGGGAUCAGAGGGAUUAGCUCAGCCCCGAGACAGCUGUCCCACACACGUCCCACUUCCCUGGGUGAAUCCUCGCCACCCGCCUGCAGGCCAUAUCUGCUCCCAUGCCUGCCUCCGAGGAAUCACGACAUGAGUAAUAUUAUCUUUCUAUGGGUUUUACUUCCACAACAGCAUUGGUUGGCCCAGUCAGCUAGAAUGACACUCAGAGGGUCUAAUGUUUACAGCGAUGUAGGAGGAAAAUAAGGUGCAAAAUGCUACCAAUAGGUAGCCCAAGAUCUCAAGAUGUUCCUCUGUUGUAGGCUAUUCCUGUUUUGUUGUUUCGACACAUCCACGACCUUGCACACAUAAGUCGACCUACAUGUUACAACAGCACCAAACACUAACAUUCCCCAACACACGCAACACACAAACAUUCCCUCCAGCCUGCAGGCAAAGAAAAUGCAAUUUGGCUGCCCCAGUGCAGGGCCGAGGCAGGGGAGGCUGGGGACUGGGCUGGGGGCAUGUCUGCCUGUGGUUGGACACCACAGGGGCUGUUCGUCAUGAUCAAAAGGUACUGA